AUGGCUUCUACAUCCCCUCGAAACAUCAUCUCAAAGAAUAAAACCCCCAUCGCCGUCGCCGCAGCCCUCGUCUCAGCAGCCGCAGUAAUCACCUCCAUCUACCGAACAGUCACAGCAUCAUCCUCCACCUUCUCCUCCAAGAUGUCUCACAACCUCCACCCCAGCCUCAAGAACGGCCUCACCAAGGGCUCUGACAGCUUCUCCGGCGGAAAGAUCCGCUGCAAGUGCUCCUCCAACCCCGUCGAGGUCGCCCUCAACGGCCAGGUCCUGCACAACCACGCCUGCGGAUGCUCCAAGUGCUGGAAGCCUGAGGGCGCUCUCUUCGCCAUCAUUGCCGUCAUCCCCCGCGACCAAGUCCAGGUCACUGCCAACGGCGACAAGCUCACCAUCGUCGACAAGAACGCUGCCAUCCAGCGAAACGCCUGCCGCGACUGCGGUGUUCACCUGUUCGGCCGCAUCGAGCAGGAUCACCCCUUCAAGGGUCUGGACUUUGUCCACGUCGAGCUCUCGGACGAGAAGGGCUGGCAAGAGCCUCAAUUCGCCGCCUUUGUCUCCUCCAUCAUCGAGCAGGGCUUCCCCGCCGACAAGGCCAACGAGGUCCGCGCCCAGUUCAAGGACCUCGGUCUCGAGUCCUACGACGCUCUGUCUCCUCCUCUGAUGGAUGCCAUUGCCUCUUUUACCGCCAAGAAGUCCAAGAUCUAA
Molecule: messenger RNA, 702 nt
Organism: Fusarium sp. VM40
Lineage: Eukaryota; Fungi; Ascomycota; Sordariomycetes; Hypocreales; Nectriaceae
Source: the annotation of a GenBank genome assembly